Messenger RNA from Cuscuta epithymum, 1458 nucleotides. The record is from the annotation of a GenBank genome assembly. NCBI's taxonomy places the organism in Eukaryota, Viridiplantae, Streptophyta, Magnoliopsida, Solanales, Convolvulaceae.
GGCGGAAGAUAGCAACAACAAAAGACAAGGAGCUGAGCCUCCUGAAAGCUCUUAUCGACUCCAGACAUUUGCCGGCUCUAUUCCGCACCACCCAAUGUCUACCUUGAAAAUAACACCGACGGCGAUGGCACUUCCCGCCUCGAUUAAACAACUCGCCUGCCUUCGUCGUUUACCUCGAACUGGUAAUGUCUUCUCCGUCCGCCUGACCCGUUUCAGGAGGGGAUUCGCUGUCAAUGCAAUGUCUGGAGCAACGGAUCCUGUUCAAGUCUGCGCUAAGGCAUCCUUUACCGUUCCCAACAAGCUUGGAGAUUGACUUAAUGACUGGAUAUUCUAAACGGAAAUCAGGAAUUAUGCAAGAAUUAAUAAAGAUUUCUAAGGAAGUAGUUACCGAUAAACUCCUUUUAAACGGCCGUCCAGGUCCUUUUACGCAAAGAGUUUUGUUGACUCUGGAGGAAAAGCAUCUGCCAUACGAUCUGAAGUUGGUUGACUUAAGGAAUAAACCAGAGUGGUUCUUAGAUGUAAGCCCAGAAGGUAAAGUUCCUGUGGUUAAGAUUGAUGAGAACUGGAUUCCAGAUUCAGAUGUUAUCACCCAGGCCCUUGAAGAGAAGUUCCCCAAUCCAUCACUAAAAACACCCCCAGAGAGGGCUUCUGUCGGAUCAUAUAUUUUCCCCAAGUUUAUUGGUUUCCUUAAAAGCAACGACACUGGCGAUGGAUCGGAACACACAUUACUGGAAGAGCUUACUGCCUAUGAUGAUUACCUUAAAGAAAAUGGCCCAUUCAUCAAUGGGAAAUUAGUGUCUGCUGCGGACUUAUCACUGGGACCAAAGCUGUAUCACAUGGAGAUUGCUCUGGGGUACUACAAGAAGUGGUCAGUCCCAGAUUCACUUGCCUAUGUUAAGGCAUACAUGAAGGACAUGUUCUCCCGAGACUCUUUUGUAAUAACGAGGGCUUUGGAGGAUGAUAUUAUUGAAGGUUGGAGAUCAAAAGUUGAGGGGUAGAUAGAUGUUCGAGACUCGAAGUCUUUUGCUACAUUUGGGUUAGAUUACAACCCAAGUCAUUUGUAUACACCUUGAAAGUUAGCAACUCUGCCGCCACCCUAGCUCAUUUGUCUUUAUGGUUUUGACAAUAUCAAAUGUAAUCUCCAUAUAUAUAUAUAUAUAUAUAUAUAUAUAUAUAUAUAGGGAGUGGUUCCAAUGAGAACACCUCUUAUUGUAAGAAAUGAGAACAAAUCCUAGACACUAAUCAUAUAUAAUGAACGGCAGAUUGAUCGGGUGGUGCAUAAUAAUAUGGUGCACUUGAUUGCGUGUGACAUCUUUUUCUACUAGUAACACUUUGAAACAUGAAUUAUUUGAGGACACAAGUGUCCUUUACAUAGCCCAUUACCUUUUAUGGAUUUGUACGUUUUAUUUUUGGAACUAACCGAAAUAUAUUAUAUAUAAAAAGACGGCUGUUUUAAAA